Messenger RNA from Pseudomyrmex gracilis, 3162 nucleotides. RefSeq names its product cationic amino acid transporter 2. Gene Ontology annotation, biological process: transmembrane transport; amino acid transport. Gene Ontology annotation, cellular component: plasma membrane. NCBI's taxonomy places the organism in Eukaryota, Metazoa, Arthropoda, Insecta, Hymenoptera, Formicidae. Gene Ontology annotation, molecular function: amino acid transmembrane transporter activity. The transcript has 11 exons. Bases 1194 to 3032 code for a protein of 612 amino acids. The record is from RefSeq and is a predicted model, not a curated record.
UUGAAUAUUAAAAAAGUCUAUAUUACAUUUAGUCGUGAUGAAAUGAAUUUCUCAAAGACGGCAUUGUGAAUUUUUCGUUGUUUGUGUUUUCAGCCAAAAAAAAAUAAAAACGGUUUGUGAUAUCUUCAAUUGUACGAUUUGUGACAUUUUCAAUUGUGUUGCAAUUGAGGUUUUAACUUCAGUACGUUCAGCAGAAAAUGGUAAACGCGUGUGAAAUUUGUUCUGCUGAGCGCGACUGUUGAAUUUUACAAAGACUUUCGUGUUUUGUUCUUAUAAUGCGCAAGUACGCGCACUUAUAAUAAUGAAGCGCACUUGACAGAACAACGUGAUGAGAUAUUAUACCGUGCGUGAUAAAUAUUUCUAAUAUUAUAUUUUAUAACGACAAUCGCGUUAUGUUUGUAUUACGUGCCAAUGUACAAACUCAAGAAAAACGUAGGAUCUUGUUUCGUCUAAGUUCGUCUUCAAAUACCCUAAAUCCGUAGUCAAUAAGACAAACGAUCGACCGUCAACUCUCAGAACAAAGUGAUCUUGAACACAAGAUCGAACAACGCUAAAGUAAAUAUGUCGUUGCGAAUGCUUGACAAUUUCAAAAGUAGUCUGAACUCGAGAUUAGAUUCUAUUACGAUUAAAUUCUAUUCGAUUAGAUUCUAUUAUCAUUUCCUCGAAACAAAUAUGUGAUAAUUCACGGAGUCGCAACUGGUAUUAUUCAGACGAUCUUAAAUAUUAAGAAUUCGAGUGUACGAACGCCGAAAUCUUGUUUCCGAAUCGAAACUUCUUUCGAGUUCCAACAAGUCGAAAAACACACGGAUUCCGGUAUGAUGCAAUCUGGCGGUAAAAUUCGAUCACACUCGCGGUUUAGAUUUAGAAAAUCGUCUAAUCCGAUGUUCGAAAAUUAAAUACAAACAAUAAGAGGAAAAAAAAAAAAAGGAAUGAUGACGUUCGCGUUGAAGUGUCGAUCAAUCGCAAUAAUAAACGCGUAGGGGAGAGAUUUGUAGACGCGUCGUCGUUGUUCCGCUAACAGCGAGUCAAUUCGACCAAUUGAGCAAACCAGAAAAAGCGCCCGAUGCAUGGCACGUCGCUGAUUUAUAUAAAGGCGUUUCAAUUGGUAGAGCGUCUUCAGUCGCGCGCCGACCGUUAAAACGAAACAGGUCUUUUGUAACUACGUUUUUUUUUUGUUAUUGUUCUGCGGAAAAAUGGAUUGCGCUUUAAGUAAACUCGUUAUGUUGUACAAAAUGAAGUGGAGUUUGCGUAGCAUGUACGAUGUGUUCAGUCGCAAAAAAGUGGUCGAUGUCUCACAGGACUCGAAAUUAGCGAGGGUUUUGUCCACCCUCGACCUCACAGCUUUAGGAAUCGGUUCCACUCUGGGAGUGGGUGUGUACGUACUCGCGGGAACCGUUGCAAAGUUUACCGCCGGUCCAGCCGUAAUCAUCUCAUUCGCUAUUGCAGCAGCAGCAUCAAUGUUCGCAGGACUUUGUUAUGCCGAGUUCGGCGCCCGAGUGCCGCGUGCCGGAUCGGCAUACGUUUACAGCUACGUAACGAUGGGCGAAUUCGUGGCAUUUCUCAUCGGCUGGACAUUGAUUCUGGAAUACGUGAUCGGCUCGGCCAGUGUGGUGCGUGGUCUCAGCACGUAUGUCGAUGCGCUCUUCAACAACAGCAUGAGGAGCGCCUUCGAGUCGGCUGCACCCAUAGAUGUCACACAUCUGUCGUCGUAUCCAGACUUCUUUGCGUUUGGCGUCACGCUGUUAUUUUCAGCCGCGCUCGCCUUCGGAGCUAAGGAAUCUUCGUUGGCGAACAACUUCUUCACCAUGGUGAAUCUCUUCGUCGUGCUCUUCGUUAUAAUUGCCGGUUCCGUCAAAGCUAAUACCGGCAACUGGAAUUUGAAUCCCUCUUGCACUGAAACCGACUGUCCGAACGGAAACGGCGGGUUUAUGCCUUACGGGAUAAGGGGUGUUAUAACCGGCGCGGCCACAUGCUUCUACGGAUUCAUCGGCUUUGACUGCGUGGCCACAACGGGAGAGGAAGCUAAGAAUCCGCAGCGAUCUAUUCCCAUAGCGAUCGUCGCGUCCCUGACGAUCGUCUUUUUGGCCUACUUUGGCGUCUCGAUCAUUCUCACCACCGUCCUACCAUAUUACGACCAAGAUCCCGACGCACCGUUCCCGUACAUGUUCGAUAUGAUAGGAUGGAACUGGGCUAAGUGGCUUGUGUCGAUCGGUGCGAUUUGCGGUCUUUGUUCCAGCUUGUUAGGUGCGAUGUUUCCGCUGCCACGAGUAAUCUACGCCAUGGCUUCUGAUGGGUUGAUCUUCAAGUGGAUGGGAAAAAUAAGCUCACGAUUUCAAACUCCUCUCAUAGGCACACUUUCUUCUGGACUUCUUACAGGCAUACUAGCGGCAAUUUUCGAACUUACACAACUGGUAAACAUGAUGAGCAUCGGUACACUGUUGGCGUAUUCAAUCGUAGCGUGUUGCGUACUUAUUCUACGGUAUGAAGAAAGCGAAGCAUACGAGAAGAAAGGUGACCGCGAUCCAAGAACCUUUUUGUUUGUCAUGAAGCAACUAGUAAAUGCAAACAAAUUGAAUCACUCGACGAAACUCACAGCUCAGAUCGUUACGUUGCUCGUAUUUUGUUACGUUAUUCUUUGUAUAUGCAUCGCCUUUCUGUUGGCAUUGAACGUGGAAGAAAUCGCCGCCGGACAAGCAACCUACGUGGUGCCUCUUGUCAUUCUGUCUGUCGCACUUGUGGCUACUCUUUGUUUCAUCUAUUUUCAACCAAAUUCUGGAAAAAAACUUACAUUCUCGGUUCCUCUGGUGCCAUUCUUACCAGCCCUUAGUAUACUCAUCAACAUUUAUCUCAUGUUAAUGUUGGAUGUAAUGACGUGGGUACGUUUCUCAGUGUGGAUGGCAAUCGGUUUAUGCAUAUAUUUCUUAUAUGGCGUGUCGCACAGUAACAAUCGACAAAAGAUAUUGUCGCUGAGAUUGACUGACUAUCCCAAGGAGAACGUAUGGGAGAACAACGAUUGUACUCACAUUACAUGAUAAUCUAACAUAUCGAUCUAUGUAACAAAAAGCACUUUUUUAUAUUUUAUUUAUUAACUUGCUUUUUUUAUUAAUAAAAUGUAUUUUUGUAAUGAUAUUUUAUAAUAACAUUCAUGGUUGAAAAUUCUUA